This is a messenger RNA of Branchiostoma floridae (Florida lancelet), 4424 nucleotides long. RefSeq names its product opioid-binding protein/cell adhesion molecule-like. Gene Ontology annotation, cellular component: neuron projection. The record is from RefSeq and is a predicted model, not a curated record. Lineage: Eukaryota; Metazoa; Chordata; Leptocardii; Amphioxiformes; Branchiostomatidae.
CCCCAACGUGCCUAUUAUGGACUCGUCUGAAUGAAUAUUUCCGGUUGACCUCUGUAGACCGGAAGCGGUGUGGCAGUCCAGGGAAGACGCUUGUCGGAAACUGUCAAACCUCAAUCAUGAGUAGUGCGGACAUCUUCACGCCUCUACUGUCACUCUUACCGCGGCUGGACCAGGUCUCGCGCUCAUAGCUACCGCCCAGCUGUGUCGCAGUGUUGAUGAAGGGAAUGGAGGCGGGACUGAGGUUCCUAGUGGUUGUCGUCGUUCUGUGUACGACAGCCCUAGGACAGAGUAAGGACCCGUCGUUCGACCCCUACCUGUCCUCAGCAACACAGGUGGGGGUAGCACAGGGGGACAGUGUGCGCCUCAGAUGUCACAUACGCAACAGAAAUCAGGAAUUCCUCAUAUGGGGGAAGGGAAAACUUUCCAUCUUUGUCAACGACCAAGAGGUCAUUCGCAAUGACAGAUACUCGUUGUUCACGCAACGAAUGGGAGACACGAGUUAUCAGUACGAUCUUGUCAUUGCCAAUGUUUCCAUAGAGGAUGAAGAUACUUACAGAUGCAUUGUCUAUACAAAUACUCCAAGGACGUUAAGUAUCCAGUUACUAGUCGUUGUGCCUACACAGAUAAUGUACACAUCACCAAGUCAAGCUGUGGAGAAAGGUGAGGACGUUGAGCUGUUUUGCAACGCGACGGGGCGCCCCAAACCCACAGUCAUUUGGGUUAGAACUAGUGAUGACGCUAUAUUUGAAGAAAACCCUCUGGUUUUAAGGAGCGUGACUGAAAACGAUGCCGGUGGUUACCAGUGUUACGCCAGCCAGCAAGUUGCCAAUGCAAGACAUUCGGACAUACGGACGGUGGAACUGACAGUGUACUACAAGCCAGUCAUCAACCUUUUACUGCUGGCCAUGCCGUCAGAGCUCCUGGAGGGAAGCCUGGCAACAAUGACGUGUAUAGCAGCCGGGAACCCCAGACCCAUGUUCUACUGGUACAGGGAUGGAACAGCACUCAGAGAUGGAGAAGACCGACUGAUCAUCUCCAUCACCCCUGGCAACACGGAGAGCAUCCUGACGAUACAGAACGUUAGGGCGCGGGACUACGGGAACUACACCUGCCGCGUUGUCAACGAUAGAGGGACGGCGGAGGCUUCUGUGUACAUCGGUACACCACCAACACUGGCACCAACCAAUGUUUGACGUACUUGACACGUAGUUACCCACCUGGACGUAGACUUCUGUGAAGUACAUACAGUUCGUUUCUACUUGCACAGAGAUACACAAGCAGCAUCUUGCCAAAUCUACCCUCACUCUCAUAUAAAAACAAACUUUAUACAAACCUGUAGUGUUACAUUUUUAAUGGAUGUUAACGUUGGUUUUUAUACAUCAUGAUUUCAUGAAUGAAUCUAUUAUACAAGAAGUUAGCAGCUAUAUGUACAUCUAUGGCAAGAACUAACGAUGGUGCAAAGGGAAUUUUUGUCUUUAUUUUGCGCAUGUCUCAUGGUAUACUUGAUAUGCCAAUGAAACGCAGAUUGAUGUUGUCAUCAGUGUGUGUGUUGACAUGUGAUCCAUGUUCAAACAUAUAAAGUACUUGUAGACAACUCCAUUCAGUUCUAGUCAGAUGUGGAAUCGUUGUAACAUUUACAUUGUUGUAGCCAAAAAUGAAAGGACAUGUAGCAGUAACUAAACAACUUAUAUCAGAUGUAGAAAGGCACAGAUGAAAAUCAAAACGGGUAUGAUAUUGUAUGAUAAGGCAAUGUAAGAAAUGGCAAACACAGAUUUCAACAUCUCUUGCAUGGUUGACAGUAAUCAUAGGCUGGAUUUACACACACAUUUUGGAGUCUUGGAUUCUUCUCAACCAGAUCCAACUUAGGAUGUAUUUGCUAAAUUAUUUUGCUUACACACAAGGCCCCCAAGUGACUUUGAACACCAGUUACGACAGCUGUGAUUUUGAAUUCCAUGUUCCAUGCCAACUCAAGUUGAAUUUGUCGUCUUCCAUUUACUUAGCAUUGAUAAGACACUGAGUCUCUACAAUAGUCCAGGAUCUACCCUGGCCUUCUGCCAUGCACAAAAUAGAAAUUUUUUAGAAAAUGACAAAAACAUGAUAUGCUUCUUCUUUCUACUAGAAACAAGCCUUUUGAUAUGCUGUGAAUGGCUUCUCUGAUUGGUGUAUGGCCUCAGAGCAUUGCAUAUUGAGGUAACUCACUGGGAGUCAGUUCUGUCGAGUAAAUCUCUGGACACAUUGCACACAAAGACAUGACUUGACCCCCACCCUCACCCUAAAAUUCUGCUUACAUGGUCCUGAGACGGCUAAAAAAUGUGUGACUGUAAAUUCAGCCAUUAUAGUACUUAAUAGGAAGGUAAAUGAGUCAAAACUAUGUGGUCACUCGCUCUACAGGUAGUUUGUUCACCCAAGUUGUAAAUUCCUGAAUUCUUAGUAGUGAAAUUAGAUUUAUUUUUUAUCCUGUACUUAAUAGCAAAGGUGUUUGAAAGAAGUACUUAAUGAUAUUGUGUCUUAGAUAUGUGAAGCUAUGUGAGCCUUAAACUAUGCACAACUAUUGUAGGUCUAUUUAUAAGUGCAAUUUUACAUUCAAUUGUAUGUACCAAAUAGUGUGAGUAUCAAGCACCUUUAUUAUGGCCAGUAGUCGGUUUUAUUGGACUGGACAUUGAAACACAACAGACAAAGGACUGCUUUAGACUGACAACAGUGAAAUUGUUGUUGUCAACAACGUCGCCAACAUCAGUAUUUUUAGUGUCAAAAGUGGAUCAAAAUAGUCGUGCGAUGGUACUGGAUAAACGUAUCGAUAGCGUUCCGUCAGCUACUUCUCUGGUAUGCCCGGCUAAUACACAUGCCCGACUUGCACUAUAGCCUGCCACAAACGCCAGGUUUAAAUCCCAGGUAAUCUGUACACGCAUGUCAUUUUGUUGAACUAUAACUUUAUAGGGAAAAACGUAUUGCAAACAGAAUAACAAAAAGAAGUGGUUCUCCUCCCCCAUUUUGAACUUGUUGGUAAGAAGUCCCUGUGGGUUUUAAAUGAAUGCACCACAACGUAAUCCAGCACCACAAUACAUCCUGACCAUGUGUCUUAAGACAACAGUCGCUCACAACCAUAGUCACAUGAUAGCAUACUGUCAUCAGUCUAUAGCGGGCCUAACACUUAUAAGCUGUCAACGGGCUUCAAGGGGUAGUCACUUUUUCUUUGUCUAUGCAGCACAUUUCUUAAAAAUACAUUAUGCAUGUGUGUAUAUAGUAAUAGAGUAAUAGUAUUUAUGUUUGGUGCUGUUCCAUUGGAACUGUCCCAUAAAAGGGGUCAGUAUCUACUCAGUGGACAUUGGGUCAGUAUCUAUCCUCACUGGUAUUGAUAAGCAAAAGUCAAACUGAAAUAAGCUGAAACUUUAUUAUGUAGAAAACAAGUUGAUCUUAGACUAAAGAUAGUCUCCUCCAUCCUAUGUGAUUUUUAAAAUUGAAAGUCAUUGUUGGACUAAUCAAUGUACACCCCAAGGGGCAGGAUUGUGAGUCAAGGGGGCUUCACUAGUUUCUUUGUACAACAGCAGGCCUUGUCAACUCCAUUUACUUAUCUAACCUAUAAUGGAUUUUAUGUGAAAUAUCCACAAUCAACUAUGUUAUGUGGACUAUCUAAAGGUUACUUUCACUACUUAAGGGUUAACUGCCUGCCUCCUUUGGAUGUGCAUUGAUUGUUGCCUCUGGUCUCUACCAGGCACCAUAGGGUCGUAGAAAAGUAGUUAGAAUUUGCCAAAAUACAUCAAGAUACAUCAGAUGAGUUAACCGGCUAUACUCUGCUGGUAGGCUAACUCCUCAGGUGUAUUAUUCUGUCUAUUUGGUCAAUUUCAUCUACUUUUCCACCAGCCUAUGGAGUCUGGCAGUUCCCCAUGUAUGUGUAUGGUAGAACAUUGUAGAAAGGAUGAUGCCAGUCGGUGAUUUGGUAGUUUAUAGCCAUUCUGACAGUGUUCCUUAUUGUUCCUUGCCUCCAGUGAAGUCUCUUGCAUUCCAAAGUUUUUGCUGUUUUUGCGUGGUUCUGUGCUGCUGUUGGUAUUUUUGUAGCUGCUGUGCCUUUGUAUAUUAUAGGAUCCUAGUACAGUUAUUUAUGCAUCAUUGAAAGAUUGCCCAAAAAGCGGGUAUCUCACUGGGCUGCCCCUGUUGACAACUGUUUGCGAUAGACAUUUGGUAACGGUAGCAAACAGGCGCCUCAAAAUUAAUGUCCAUUUUUUUCCAAAUAAACCGCAAUUUGCAAAAUGUCACGAAUGGACACAAACUUGUCACCAACAAGCGUGAAGACAGCAAGUCUCUAGUUUUUAAUUCAGUGGCUACACUGCAAAAUAUCUUGUAGCUACGUAACUUGAGGUAGAAACUGAGGAUGUGACAUUCUGUUUGAGGCCAUUUUGUUUUCUAAGUAAAGGUCACAUAUUUUA